CUGGCUAAAAAACCUUAAUCGCUACGGCCUUCGGCGCUUCUCCUCUCAGCCUCUCGGCUCUCAGGCUCUCACUCUCUCAGACUCUUAUCUCGGUCCUCUCCUCUGGGCUCUGGCGGCCUCCCUCGUCCCGACUCCCUCCUGCUGGUGCGCCGGCGGCCCGGCGCUGCUGCUGCCGCCACCCACACAAAAAAUCCUCUCAGGAUUAGGUUUUCCACAUUGCUAAGUUAUGUUCCUUCAUUCACAGGACAUUCACACCAUGGAUCAGGUUUCUUUUUUCCUUCUUUCAUUUUUUUUUGUGGGUGAGAAGGAUCUGAAAGGUUUUUGAGAGCCUUGGGAACCUUCUCACUUCAUCUUCUUUGGCCUGCAAAUCUCAUCAGCUUUGGGAUAAAACCAGUAUACAAGGCAGACAACUAGCUGUUUUUUUAAAUCCAUUUUUGUAUUAUGUUUUUAUUUUAAGUUUGAUUUGUUUCGAAAAAAAAAAAAUAACAUGUGAUUUGUUUCGAAAAAAUAGAUGCAGUAUUUUUUUCAUUUAUAAAAAAUGUCAUUUUCUAUGAAUUUUUUUUAAAAAAAUUAAAAUAAAUAAAUUAUAUUUUUAAAUGUGACCCGUGAUCCGCCGUUUAAGGAUUGGCAUAUGUGACCCAUCUAACAUGGCCCGUUUAUGACCCGGCUCGUUUCGACUCGCUCAGACCCGGCCCGUUGUCGACUCGCUCGGACCCGGCCCGCACGCCCAUUUUGCUCUUUCUGUUCCCUCGCUCCGUCUCCAUUUUCAUCUUUUUUUCUUCUCGUACUUCGCUGUUCCAUCUCCCCAUUUCGCAGGUUUUCACCAGUGUGAUUGAUGUCUGCAGCUGCUGCUACUGUCUUUCUCUUUUUGCUGUUGCUGUAAUUUUCUUCUCUGUUGCUGCCGCUUCUCUGCCUCCUGACCAUUUGGCUUGAAAGGAGUAGACAUGAGUAGGUUGUCGUUCAGGCCUCGUCCUCUGGACAUUCACAAGAAGCUUCCUAUUGUAAAAUCCAUCAAGGAUUUUGAGGAUUUUGAAGAGACCCCCACUUCCGCCUCUACCCGUAACUCCCAGGUACUCCGUCUUGCUGCUGCAGAGGCCGAUAAUGAGGUACAUCAAAUUCCUAGCAAGAAAUCGGCUUCUGAAAUCCCUACACCACAGUUUGAUUUUGUGGAUACAUAUGAAAGAGACUAUUCCAGCACUUUCACUCAACCAACAUCAUAUUUGCGUGGAAGAGGAGCUCGUGCCGAGAUUGGAGAAUUUGUUGAGUAUGACUUAGACAAUGAGGAUGAGGAUUGGCUUGAAGAGUUCAAUAAUGAAAGGAAGAUAAUUACAAACGACAAGUUUGAGAGUCUUCUGUUCAAAUUGGAGGUAUUAGAUCAUAAGGCUCGGGAAAGAGCUGGAGUUAUAACUCCUACUCUUGGUUCACCCAUUCCUGUACUUCUACAGCUUGAUGCUGCUAUGGAGGCCCUACAAGCUCAGUCCAUAAGAUAUUCAGUUUUCCAGUCAAUUUAUAAUUACUGGAAGAACAAGCGUGAGCGGUGGCAAAAGCCAAUUUUGCGGCGUUUACAGCCUCCUCCCCCAGUUAAUGAUACCAACCCAUACAAUGUGUUUAGGCCAAGAGAGAAAGCCCACAGACUGCACACAAGAAGGAUGCAAAGGAGGGAAAACAAUGUGCAGUCAUUUGAAAAGCUUAGACAGGUCAGGCGCAAUCUUGACCAAGCCAAGACCAUACUGGAAGCUUUGAUAAAGAGAGAGGAGAAAAAGAGGGAUGUCAUGGAGAAUGAAGUUAAUCUUCAAAGAAUACAAAUGAAGUACAAGCAUGAAACUGAGCUUCUUGAAGAUAGCUUGGCAUUGACUGGGUUCACCACGUUUCCUUGCAAAUUUGGUUCAAGUGAGGAGGAAUUUGUGGACUCUGAUGAUGUUAACAGUCGUCCACGUACACGACCAGCUGCAGCUCCAAAUAUUUCGCACCCAUACUCCCAGCUGAUGAUGGCUUCUACAGGAAGCAUGAAGCGAGAGUUCAGGCGGCAACAUGUGCUGCAUGGAUGGCUUCAUAAAAUGGAUCCAACUGAGCCAGUCUUGUUGUUCGCGAGACCUCUAGAUCCAGAGAAGUUGGCAGCAGCAGGCAUUGUACCCCCACUAAAUUCUUCAAUUAAAAAUGUUACAUCCCCACCACCCUUUAAAUUUCAUGGGAGGAUUGGCCGGGGAGGAAGGAUUGUGUUUGACAGGUGGAAUCCACUUAUGCAUACUCCAAUUGACACAGUUCAGUUGAGUGAAUCCCCCAAAAGAGGGGAGUGAGGGUACAAGUUUGUGAAUAUAUUGGUAAGCAGGAAGAAGGCGCAAGGCUAAUUGGCGGAUGGAAAUGCUUGUAUUUUACUAGCUUCACUUCAAGUAUAAUACGUAUAUCUUAUCCCUGCCCAUUGUACAAUUAUUUAUGUUGUCUUUUGCUUAAAACAUCAAGAACCUUGCAGCACACUAUGAAAUGGAUGCGCUGAUGGUUCCUUGCCUACUAAAAUGUAAAUCCUUGGCUGCACGUAUGGAAGCUCCACCACCAUUAGGAUUUAUUUACUUCUGCAGUCACUGCUCUAUUGUAAAAUAUUGAACCUAAUUUGUUGAUAGAAGUGCUUUCACAUUUGUUAAUGAAGAAGCUCCAAUGCGCUCCA
Messenger RNA from Malania oleifera, 2662 nucleotides. RefSeq names its product enhancer of polycomb-like protein 1. The record is from RefSeq and is a predicted model, not a curated record. Gene Ontology annotation, biological process: regulation of transcription by RNA polymerase II. Gene Ontology annotation, cellular component: piccolo histone acetyltransferase complex. The transcript has 14 exons. NCBI's taxonomy places the organism in Eukaryota, Viridiplantae, Streptophyta, Magnoliopsida, Santalales, Ximeniaceae. Bases 945 to 2297 code for a protein of 450 amino acids.